Molecule: messenger RNA, 2817 nt
Organism: Saccharomycopsis crataegensis
Lineage: Eukaryota; Fungi; Ascomycota; Saccharomycetes; Ascoideales; Saccharomycopsidaceae
Exons: 1
Coding region: 1-2817 (938 amino acids)
Biological process (GO): regulation of division septum assembly; regulation of actomyosin contractile ring contraction
Cellular component (GO): cytoplasm
Molecular function (GO): guanyl-nucleotide exchange factor activity
Source: RefSeq, a predicted model, not a curated record
AUGAUGGCACUGCAAUCUUACGGACAUUCAAUGACUUCUGUCUCCUCAUCCAAAUACUCUGAUUAUUCAAAACCUACCCGACCAAGUUUCCUCGAUAAUAUUGUCAUUUGCCUAACCCCAACGUAUAAGAAACUCAACUUAUCCCCGACCACCCCAUCCAAUGUGGUAGUGAUGUAUGAAGAUGGACAUCACAUUACGACAGCAGAAGAUGAUAAAUAUUGUCCUACCUGGUUGAAGAAUGACAAUUGGAGAAAUGAGAUCUAUAAUGAGUAUUUCGAGAAUUCUGGGUCUGAAAAAUAUGGUGAAAAGCAUCAUUAUUUCCCGAAUUGGGAGGACGUGAACGAUAAACGGGAUUUGGUAUACGAUGGAGCAAAAAAGAGACCCAGGUCGUUGAAAUUGGAAGAUUCACGGUUCACUGCCCCCAAUUUGAUAUUGAAUAGUAUGAUUUAUUACAAGAACUUUCAAUCUAAAAUCAAGAUCCCCAGAUCGUUGGUGCAAUCAACGGUAAUUUCCAGUCCAACUCUCAAGAUUGAAGAUCAUCACCAAUCCUCAUCAUUUACUUCUAUCACUAAAGAGUUCACCACCGAUCCCGAAACGGUUUCUGAAUACACCAUUUCCAACCUCAAUCCUUAUAAAACCCCAUUUGAAGAGUUCAAGUUUCAGUUCCCAAAAUUCACUGACGAUUACGUGGGCAAUAAUUUUAAGUUCACCAAUAAUCAAAUAAUCGAAAUCAAACCAGAAGAUUGCUCAUCUCGCAACAAAAAAAUCUUAUCAGAUGAUAUUCAAAUGAUAGAUGAGAAUGAAAGUUUUUCGGAGGACGAGAAUGAAAACCCAAUAGAACCGGUGCAACAAGAAGCUUUGGCUACCCCAGCGAAAGUUAUUGAGCUUAAACCCGUGAACAUUUCCACCAUUGUGAAACCAAAAUCUAUCCAAUCUUCAGAAAAAAAGCAACAUAAUGAUUCCAAAGAAUUGCCAAAAACUCCACCAAGGAUCCCGGGGGCAUUUUCGGUGAUUUACGAUACACACCACCCAACAUCUAGCCCAUCACCAGAAAAAUCAAUUUUUUCCCACCAAGAUUACAGGGAACUGAUGGAUAUUGGUCUGGAUCCUAACUUGUUGACAUUAUAUGAUAGAUGUCUCCUUGAACUCUUUGACACUGAGUUAGCAUAUUAUAACGAUCUCAAAAUCAUCGUUGAUGUGUAUUAUAAAGGACUUGAUCAGGAUACUUACCGGUACAUCUUGAGUGAGAAUGAUAAGAAUUUGUUAUUUGGAAAUGUUGAAGAUAUUGCCGAUAUGUGUGAAGGGUUUAUGAAACUGGCGGUUGGGGAGUUCAAACAAUUGGGAGGUCAAGUAGAUUGGGAUCAAAGUGUGACGCUAUUAUCAUUGGUCUCGAAAGAAAGCAGUUUGAACUCGUUCAUAUCCGAAAAAUUUUCAGCGAAUAACCUCACCUCGGAGAAGCUAAAACAAUUAGUUACCACUAUGAAAACAAGCGAGAUAGACGUCGGCAAACUCCUUUUGAAUUAUUUCACUGGCGCACGGUAUAGGUUUUCUGACAAUUACGCCGCGUUUAUCAAGAAUUCUAAAGCUCGUCAAAAAUUAUUGUUAGAUAAAUUGAAUAUUUCCGGGGGGCCAAUGUUUGGUAAAUGGUAUCAUGAAAGCACCAUCAUUUCUCAAACCUCAGGGACUUCUGCCUGGGACUUGGAAAGCUUGAUGAUCAAGCCAGUACAAAGAUUGCUCAAGUACAAAAUAUUGAUCGACCAAUUGAUCAGUCACACCAAGAAAUCACCACAGCUAUUCAAUAAAGAACCAAUCAUGAAUUUGGAAAGGUCUCGGAAAAUUAUCGAGGAAAUCACCAAUGAUAUCAAUUCUCAUCGACAUAGUUUCAAAUCCCCAUUCAACAAAAUCCCGAAAAAGAUUAAUGAUACCAAUAAUUUUUCCAUUCCCAAAUACACCCAUCACCAAAUUUCCAAAUCAAUUUCAGAAUUGUCGAUUAAAACAUUCAUUUCGAAAUCAUCUAGCCAAGAUGAAAAAAAUUCGGAAGGGAUCAUUAAUGAGGAUGGUAGUACUGAGUUGAAACCAAAGAAUAAACUGAGAAGGGCCAAGAACUUGAGCGCGUUUCACAUUGAACUGUCCAAACUCCAGAAUGUCCCUGCCAAUAGAAAAACGUUUGUCAACUUGGCGAUUGAGUUCAAAUAUAAGUACGAAAAGGUUAAAGAGCUUCAAGAGGAUAUUCUUAAUUUCAUGCAACAAUUGGAUACAUUAAUGAAGCGGAAUGUAUUGAUUUGUGAGGACUUUAUCCUGGUGUUGGCUAUUGAGCACCUCGAUCCCAAUAAGCAGCGUAAUUAUCAUGAAAUGGUCAAAUUGCAGAACAACCAUUUGAAGAAAGUUAUCAUCAUGAUGAACAAUAAUAUUCUCAUGAAGGUAUUGCAAUGUAUUAGAGAAUGUGACAAUGUUAGAAGGUUAAUCAAUGAAGAUCGUGAAAAAAGAAUCAAUUAUCAUAAAUACAUCCAAUCGAACCAACGAACCAAUAAAUCAUCAAGAAAGCAUUUCAAACAAAAAAAGUUACUGGAAGGUCUCAACGAUAUGGAGAGUGAACUUUUGAUAAUUGAUAGUAAAUCAUUAUACGGGGAUAGUAAUUCAGUUCAAGCUCAGCGAUGCAUCACCAUUGAGAAUUUGAUGUUGGAGAAACUUCCAAUAUUUAACCAUUUUCUAGAAGAGUUUGUCCAACAUUUAUCGGCGAGUUUUCUCUAUAUUGUGAGUGAAAAGUGGUGCAAUGAUGGUAAGAAAGUGUAUUCUAUGGGGAAAUAUCAAAGGUGA